CACCAUCUCGUGGUGGCUGCAUUUCAUUACAACAACCGGCAACUUUCUCUCCUGGAUGCUGUGGUUUACAUCCGGGUCGCUGAGGCCGGCGUCCUAUUGGUUGUUGUAACGGAAUGGACAACAUGUUACAAUUCAUGAAACUAGUCGGGCAGCUAAAACGCGUACCACGAACAGGAUGGGUUUACAGAAAUAUCAAACAGCCUGAGAGUGUGUCUGAUCAUAUGUACAGAAUGUCUAUGAUGGCCUUAACCAUACAGGACAAUACUGUCAAUAAAGAAAGAUGCAUGAAGCUGGCUUUAGUUCAUGAUUUGGCUGAGUGUAUUGUUGGAGAUAUUGCUCCAGCAGAUAAUGUUAGCAAAGCAGAGAAGCACAGAAGGGAAAAGGAAGCAAUGGUGCACAUCACUGGCCUGUUAAAUGAUGGCUUACGGAAAGAGAUUUACAGCUUGUGGGAGGAGUAUGAGACUCAGUCUAGUCCAGAAGCCAAACUGGUGAAGGAGUUGGACCAGCUGGAGAUGAUAAUACAAGCUCAUGAGUAUGAGGAGUUAGAGGGGAAACCUGGAAGACUGCAGGAGUUCUUCACCUCCACUGAAGGCAGGUUCCGUCAUCCGGAGGUGUUGGGUCUGGUGAAGAGUUUGAAUGAGGAAAGAGCUCGACACAUCGCUGCUAAAGGAGAUGAUGCAGAGAAGACCCCUGACACAAACUCUCACACACCAUGAUCUCAGUUCCUGUCAGGCUUUGAAGCUACCUCCACACUUCUGUACACACAAGUGUUUAUUUUGUCCAGAUUAGCUGUGUUUUAUUAUAAUCUUAUUUAAUUGCACAGAAGCACGGUUUGUGGUUGUUUGACGUUUCGUGUACUGUUUGUUUGAAUGUUCUGCAGGACACAAUUUGCUUCCACGGUUGUAAUUUUGAAUUUUUAUCAAAAUUGACUGUUUGUAUUUACUUUCAAAGUUGUUUUUCUUUUAUCUGUAUUUUGAACAGCAUUUACUGCCUUCCAGUAAUUAAUCUUUUAAUAAAAACAUUAUUUUAUAUCAACUGAAAAUGAUAUA
Molecule: messenger RNA, 1049 nt
Organism: Labeo rohita (rohu)
Lineage: Eukaryota; Metazoa; Chordata; Actinopteri; Cypriniformes; Cyprinidae
Gene: hddc2
Product: HD domain containing 2
Exons: 6
Coding region: 114-716 (200 amino acids)
Cellular component (GO): cytoplasm
Molecular function (GO): 5'-deoxynucleotidase activity
Source: RefSeq, a predicted model, not a curated record